AUGGUUUCCUGGCUGCAGCAAACCGGGAUCAAUCCAAUUCUCGCCGCAGAAGCUGAAGUGAUUUGUAGGCCACACGGCGUCACCAUGGCAGAGGGCGAAGCAUCUGCGACCAAACCCCAACAGAUCACCAACAGUUCCUUCCGCAAGUCCCUGUACGCGUUGGAGCAGUGGCCCAGUGCGAUUGAAUCACUCCGGAACCAGAACCAGUCGCCAGAAUUUGCGAACAUGAUCGGCAGUUUGAUAGACCGGACUCUCUCUGAACUUGAGGUUAUUUCCUCUCUCGUGGACAAGCAGUCUAAAAGGCAGGAGCUCCAAGGCGGCGACAAGGGUAACGAGACAGCCUCGAAUCCUGGUCCGAGUGUUGCGAAAGGAGAGGAACCCGGACAAGAAAGCAGCACGCCUGUGGAGAGCCUGAAAAGGCCGAGUCCUGAGACCGUUCCACAGCAGGCGGAGGCUACGAAACCACCGGUCGUGAAGAAAGCGCGUAUGAAAUAUACCCCCUUGCGAAAGCCCAGUGUUUAAGUUGACUGCCGUGUUCCUGCAUCGAUUUCUCCUUUUUUAGUUUAUUUACGACCGGACAUGCAAUAGGUAUGGCACAGUAAAUACAAGCCUAAUAUGCUUUUGACGAGCGCUUUUAUUGUGUUUGACGGACCUGGUGGCAUUUCUUCUCAGUGCGCACUUUUUGCAUUAUCGUUUUAAGUCUACUCAUUUGGUCGAACUUACAGACAUGUCGCGCGUAUAAGAAAGUUCGAAAGGUGAAUGUUAAUUUCACCCGACUCAUUUGCAACAUUAUGCCAUGUCACGUGUCAUUUCCUUAAUAUUAUUUUCUGUGUUUUAAUACAUUAGGCAGCUUUCCUACUGUCAUUUCUACUGCACUCAAUAAACCACAUGCAUACAUUUUUUACUUGAUACACAGGCACGGAUAUACCGAUUCUACGACUGUUGUGCAUUUGUGUAACUGUGCAGCCCUUGAUCCCAUGCACUGGACGAGCAACAGAUUUUUUUUGUAUAUUCCAAGUAGUAUCUGACCCACACAAUUGUGCACAAGCAGCGUUGUAUAAAUAUCUAAGUCAUAUUUCGUGAUUCUUACAACCUCGCAAGUUUGGCCUGAGUGAAGCAGAAACAUCAUCAGGCAUGUCUUGUGUAUGCUUCGUAAGGUGAGAUCGUUUCUCAAGCUCCCCUAAACAUGUGACAUGUCUACAUUGAUCUUUAUUGUUUAGAAUAUAAUUCCUCAAUGUUGAAUAUUUAAAAUUGUAUGUGCAAAACUUGGCAAGUUUGUCUGGAAUUUUGGGGAUAUGUAUGUAGUGUCAUUCAUAAUGUUUGUAAAGUUCUUAUCUUGCUACCAUCAUUCCAUGCUAUGCAGGUGCUUCCUGUGUGCAUUUUAUUAAAUCAGUCAGAUUUCUUGGUUCGCUGCUUGAUACAA
Messenger RNA from Dermacentor albipictus, 1423 nucleotides. RefSeq lists its product as uncharacterized. The record is from RefSeq and is a predicted model, not a curated record. Lineage: Eukaryota; Metazoa; Arthropoda; Arachnida; Ixodida; Ixodidae.